This is a messenger RNA of Westerdykella ornata, 1037 nucleotides long. RefSeq names its product NADH-quinone oxidoreductase. Bases 101 to 769 code for a protein of 222 amino acids. The record is from RefSeq and is a predicted model, not a curated record. Gene Ontology annotation, biological process: aerobic respiration; electron transport coupled proton transport; mitochondrial respiratory chain complex I assembly. Lineage: Eukaryota; Fungi; Ascomycota; Dothideomycetes; Pleosporales; Sporormiaceae. Gene Ontology annotation, molecular function: quinone binding; NADH dehydrogenase (ubiquinone) activity; 4 iron, 4 sulfur cluster binding. The transcript has 3 exons.
CUCUCAUUUUCGCUCUUCUCUCCACUCCAGCCCUCCCAGGGGUCCGCUUUCCUUUGUCUCCGUCGCCAACAUGUUGUCGACAACAAGGUCGGCAGCCUCAAUGGCCCUGCGAGCCAAACCUUCCACGGCCCUCAUGCCCCUCCGCGCCGGAAGCGCAGCCUUCAUUUCAUCGACGUCGUCGAACAAUGCCACCCCGAAUGUCGGCACGCCUGCGACAGUGGAAGGCGCGCCCGGAACACCACCUCCGAUGAAGGUUACACGGCGAGAGGUGCCGCUACCCAGCCAGGAAGGGAAGCAAGGUGUGAUGCAAUAUGCGCUGACGACGCUGGAUCAAAUCGCCAACUGGGCACGUCAGAGCUCCCUCUGGCCCAUGACCUUCGGUCUGGCCUGCUGCGCCGUCGAGAUGAUGCACCUUUCCACCCCCCGCUACGAUCAGGAUCGCCUCGGUAUCAUUUUCCGUGCCUCUCCUCGGCAGUCCGAUGUAAUGAUUGUCGCCGGUACACUCACCAACAAGAUGGCGCCGGCGUUGCGACAAGUCUACGACCAGAUGCCUGACCCGCGCUGGGUGAUAUCCAUGGGUAGCUGCGCCAAUGGUGGAGGAUACUAUCACUAUAGCUAUUCGGUCACGAGGGGAUGCGACAGGAUCGUGCCCGUGGACAUCUACGUCCCUGGCUGCCCGCCCACGUCGGAAGCGCUCAUGUACGGCAUUUUCCAGCUGCAGAAGAAGAUGAGGCAUACCAAGAUCACGCGGAUGUGGUACAGGAAGUAGAAUGGUAUUAUAUUAGUUGGAGUUCGGGAGGUGACCUCUAACUCUCCUGUUCAUGCUCACUCAGUCCUUACUUUGUAAAUAUGCGCAUUUCUGGCUGUUCAGCAUGGCUCCAGCGUCAUCUGGGCUUCGAAAGUUGGAGACCUGGGGAUUGAAUACGCAAGUAGAGGUGCGGUUUAGCGCGGGCGUCCGCCUGAAGUGAUCUGUUCGGUGGGAACCCGUCCCUUUGGUACCUAAACGGAUAUCUUGAAUCGAAAGAAGUAAAUCAUGU